Molecule: messenger RNA, 717 nt
Organism: Besnoitia besnoiti
Lineage: Eukaryota; Apicomplexa; Conoidasida; Eucoccidiorida; Sarcocystidae
Exons: 1
Coding region: 1-717 (238 amino acids)
Source: RefSeq, a predicted model, not a curated record
AUGAGGUGGAUCUUUGCCGUCUUUGCUAUAUCGUCGUUCCUCACGGCAGGAGCGAACGGCGAAGCCGCCGACUCCCUGACUCCGGGCGCCUCCGUCGAUGCACACACGACGAGCUUAAGCUAUAUGUACAAGUACAAGAAGGCCAGCGCCACGCUCGUUCAAAUGUGGAGGCAAUACACCGCACUGGAAUCUGCUGUGCGUCACCUCUUACGGGACUACAACGUCGUGGUGAAGCAACAGAAGUAUCGGGAGAUGGUGCAGCGCGUUGCCAGCAGCCAGCAAUCCACGGAAAAUAUGAUUACGGGGAAGAAAAAGGGAGGACUCAACCGCCGCAGUAUCAAGGCGGAGGUGACUAGUCUGAAGGAACUCAAAGAACAACUCGCUGCCGAAUCCCAGCGAUUGGAACAUCUUCCCACAAAGGACGAGCCAGAGAAGCUACUGGAGCACAUCGAGCUUGAUGAGACGCCAUUGCAGCUCUCUCGUGCGUUGCGCACCGAAAACGCAGAACUUUUACGGAAGUCCCUGAAGCAAUGCUCCAAGACUGUCGACAAGCUUUUAAAGAAACAAAAGAAUUUGACCACCUUCAUCAAAGGACUGAAGUCUCGCCUGAAUAGCAAGGUCCACGAGCUCUUUAUCACGCAGUCUGCAGCGACUGGAAACGUAUUUGAUUCGGACGCGCCGCUUACCAUUCACAUCCCUAUUGGCAGUCACAUGUGA